Phialemonium atrogriseum is the source of this 596-nucleotide messenger RNA. Its product is annotated as microtubule-associated protein CRIPT-domain-containing protein. The record is from RefSeq and is a predicted model, not a curated record. Gene Ontology annotation, molecular function: microtubule binding. The transcript has 4 exons. Gene Ontology annotation, biological process: cytoplasmic microtubule organization. Lineage: Eukaryota; Fungi; Ascomycota; Sordariomycetes; Cephalothecales; Cephalothecaceae. Bases 171 to 530 code for a protein of 119 amino acids.
CCUGCAGACAUGGACUCUAAUUAUAAGCCGCUACUGAGAAAUACAACGAGGCUGAGGCGACUCACAUCCACCCGCCUUCCUCAUAGCCCCACGAUUCGUCCCCCCAACCGCUUCUUAAAUCUACACACCAAACAACUGUGACAAGGAGAGUAGGUUGGUCUCUUGUCAAGAUGGUCUGCAACAAGUGCCAAAAGCUCUCCAAGACGACUCUUGCCACACCUGGUGUGAAGAAGAAGAGUGACAUAUACCACGGCUCACCAGCAUCGUCUUCAUCUACGAGUGAGAAGAAGUCGGCAACAUUAGGGCAAACCGGCAUCUCAAAGAGCAAACUGUUAUCAAAAAGUGCAAAGAAUCCAUAUGCCCAAUACUCGAGCACUUGUACAAAAUGCAAGACUAAAGUGUCCCAAGGACACAAGUAUUGUCACAAAUGUGCAUACCAGUCGAACGCCUGCGCCAUCUGUGGGAAGUCGAGCACCAAAUCUAGCGCUUCUGCUCCCACGAUAACGUCACAGAAAUUCACCCUGAAGUAAUGAGCUUCAUCCCCACCCCCCUUCCCUGCAUUGGACAUGCCACUCUUGGGCCAGAUAUCCUAGCCC